Anopheles gambiae (African malaria mosquito) is the source of this 1923-nucleotide messenger RNA. Its product is annotated as ADP-dependent glucokinase. Gene Ontology annotation, biological process: glucose metabolic process. Gene Ontology annotation, cellular component: endoplasmic reticulum. Gene Ontology annotation, molecular function: ADP-specific glucokinase activity. The record is from RefSeq and is a predicted model, not a curated record. Bases 10 to 1506 code for a protein of 498 amino acids. The transcript is spliced from 3 exons. NCBI's taxonomy places the organism in Eukaryota, Metazoa, Arthropoda, Insecta, Diptera, Culicidae.
AACAACAGCAUGUUCUCGCUGCUCAGUACCGCCACGAUGCUCGGUGCGUUUACCGCACUGUUUGCAAUCGUGUUUCAAGCUUACCUCACCUCGAACGAGCUGGUACGGUUGACGGUGAUACUGCAGCAUUUGCGCGACCUGGAGGUGGAAUACCCGGUCCAAGGUCCACGGGUGGCCAUCGGGUACGGGUCCUGCAGUGAUCUGCACGUGCGGGCUACGGAUUUCCUCGAGUACAGUGACACCAUUGGACAGACGCUCAAUGCGAGCGAGUACACGUUUGACGAUAUCACGAACGAGGAAGAGUUUCUGCUCAACUUUGCCUACUACUUUCAGCGUGGUGCAGCUGCCGAGAGAUUUACCGCCAACAGAGAAAUGUUUAUGGGGCUAGUACAGCGAGCGAAGAAAUCGAACACCGUCCAGCAUCACUGGGCGCUGGGCGGCAACGCUCCCGUCAUCGGGACACGCAUGGCAAUCGAAGGCGCUAACGUUCUUUUGGGCGCAAAGAUGUCCGCCAAGCUCAAGACACACUUACGGCCCGAGGUGCAGCUCACCGGCAGCCUUAUCGAGGACGACGAUAUCCAUCUGAUACUGGAGUACAACACGGGCGACAGCUGGGGCGAUCUCGUGUCACCCCGAGCCAACCGUUACAUUCUACACAACGACCACCACAACCCGUACCUGAGCUCGCUGGAAGAAUUCGACAGCGCGCUGGCCGGCUUCGAGCCACACCUGUUCGUCGUGAGCGGCCUGCAGAUGAUGGACAACUACCUGUACCCGGUGGGAGUGCGCGAGAAGCUGCUCGAGCGGGUACGCACUCAGAUGCAGGCACAAUCGCGCACCGCAACGCUCAUACACUUCGAAAUGGCCAGCUUCGUGGAGCUGGAGCUGCUGCAGCUGCUCCUACGCACCGUCCUCCCGUACAGCGACUCGAUCGGCAUGAACGAGCAGGAGCUGGACAAUCUGCAGCAAGUGCUCGAAACGGGCCGCAUCAGCCUGGUGGCGGACUGUAAUCCACGCGUCGCGCACUCGCUCGACCAAGCGCGGGCCGUUUUUCGCAAGCUCAACGAAGACUUCUACCGAAAGCAAUCCGGCACGGGUGAUGGUGCGACCCGGCGGCCCCUUUCCCGCAUACAUCUGCACACGCUCGCGUACCAAGCGUUCAUCGUGGCGAAGGAUAGCCGGUGGCAGUACACGAAGAAUGCCGCCGCGAAGGCUUCGCUCACGGCGCACCGGCACGUGUGCGCCACCACGAUCGUCAAUCCGGACGCGGCGUAUCUGCAGAUGGACGGAAGCUUUGCCGUGUCGGCCAGUCCGGGCGCAAGGAGGAUACACUUUAACAAUCGCGAUCCGGUUUCGUGCUGGGAGGAAGCGCUCGAGCUGCCCGAGGCCGGGCGCACGAUUGCGGUGGAGCUAUGCGUUGCACCGGUUUUGAUAUGCAAAAAUGCGAAGCAAACGGUCGGUGCGGGUGAUAACAUUUCCGGGGCGGGACUGGUGCUGCAGAUAUAGGGCCCCCUGUUGACACGCAAUGCAACGAAAGAGAGAUUAAGAGGGAGAGAUUAAGAAUAGUCAACGCAUGAGACUGCACAGAGUGGAAAGCGGAACGAGUAGUUGCCCUUAGCGGUUGUUACCCCCCAUUUGCUCAAGCUCUAUUUUAUUCCUGUUUAAUGCUAGCUCACCUUUUUACAAUUGCAUUUUCUUAUUGUAUUGAACUUCUUGUUAGCCAAUUUGAUUGUACAUUUUAAAAUUGUAACCUUACAACAUUCCAUAUUUUGAUAGCUAACCCCGUGCUGCCAUACGUAUGUUAGAACCGGUUCCUGGUUUACGAUCCUACGUUGCGCAUUUUCUCUGUAAGCAUUUUACGCAGGGUUUAAUAAACUGGAUUCAAUCUAAACAAUGAGUUUAGAACACGUCCUUUUUAAAACA